AUGUUACUUAAUAAACCUGUAAAAGGUUUUCUUUUAGAUAUUACAGGUGUAUUAUAUAAUACAUCAAAUAAUGGUGGUGUUGCUAUAGAAGGUUCAAUUGAAGCAGUACAAAGACUUUAUAAAGAAAGUAAAGUUGUUUUUAUAAGUAAUGAAUCAUCAAAUACCCGACAACACCUAUUUGAUAAAUUAACAAAACUUGGUUUUCAAUUAAAUAAAAAUGAUAUUUAUACACCAAUUCCUGUUGCAAUUGAUAUAAUGAAAAAAAAUCAUUUAAGACCAUAUUUAUUGGUACAUAAAGAUUGUUUAGAUGAUUUUAAUGAUCUUGAUACAACAAAUCCUAAUUGUGUUCUAAUGGGUGAUGCUGAGAAUGAUUUUACAUUUAAAAAAAUGAAUGAAGCAUUUAAAAUUUUAUUAAAUAACAAAAAUAGUAAAUUAUUUACAAUGGGAAAUGGAAAAUUUUAUCAAAGAGAAGAUGGACCAUGUUUAGAUGUUGGGGCUUUUGGGGCAGCAUUAAAAUAUUCAACAAAUUGUGAACAUGAAGUAAUUGGUAAACCAAAUGAGUCAUACUUUAUGGCGGCUGUUGAUAAAUUGAAAUUAAAAAAGGAGGAAGUUGUUAUGAUAGGAGAUGACAUUGUAUCUGAUGUAGGGGGUGCCCAAAAAAUUGGUAUUAGAGGGUUAUCUGUUCGUACUGGUAAAUGGAGACCAGAAUGGGAAAAUCAUCCUGAUGUAAGACCUGAUUUUAUAGGAAAUAAUCUUAAAGAAAUAGUUGAUAUAAUUCUUGAUUACAAUCAUAAAUGUUAA
This is a messenger RNA of Strongyloides ratti, 801 nucleotides long. RefSeq names its product Phospholysine phosphohistidine inorganic pyrophosphate phosphatase. Gene Ontology annotation, biological process: dephosphorylation. The record is from RefSeq and is a predicted model, not a curated record. Gene Ontology annotation, molecular function: phosphatase activity; inorganic diphosphate phosphatase activity. The transcript is spliced from 2 exons. Gene Ontology annotation, cellular component: cytosol. Bases 1 to 801 code for a protein of 266 amino acids. NCBI's taxonomy places the organism in Eukaryota, Metazoa, Nematoda, Chromadorea, Rhabditida, Strongyloididae.